AUGGCAGACGACGACAAACUUCACGGUACCAUGUCUUCCAAGCUCGCCACCGUCACCACGCAGCCCUUCGCUCACCCCGAACCACAAACAAUCAGCUCUUCGCAUGAGCUCAGCGACGACGCCGCUGGAGGCCACGACCGCACCACGUCAUGGACUCGUAGUCCCGGCACGCACGCUCGCAAUGCGGCACGCAAGCUCACAACUCGACACGGCUGGUUCGGCGAUUACAAGUUCGGCCCACUCUGCCUUCCGCGCCUGUUCCCCUGGAAGCCCGAAUCGAAGCUCAACGGCGGCGAUUCUGAGACUCCUUUCUACGGCGUUCACGACGAGCUUCCUGUAGCAGUCGCUAUGCUAUGUGGAUUGCAGCACGCGCUCGCGAUGUUGGGUGGUCUUAUCACGCCGCCCAUGAUCAUCGCAUCGUCGCUCAACCUGUCCGGAGAAACAUCGGCGUACCUCAUUUCUGCCAGUCUCAUCACGUCAGGAAUUAUUUCGGCCAUCCAACAAGCUGCCAUCCCCCUGCCCUUCAUGGGCGGCCGACAGCUAGGAACCGGUCUGCUCAGCGUCGUCGGUACGAGUUUUACCACCUUGUCCGUCACGACCAGCAUCUUCACCAACUUGUACGCCGAUGGCACCUGCCCACUCAAUGCGGACGGAACCCGGGCCGCAUGCCCCGAUGCCUAUGGCUACUUGCUUGGCACGGCAGCCGUGUGUGCUUUGCUCGAGAUUGCCUUGUCGUUCCUACCUCCUCGAGUUCUUAAACGCUUGUUUCCACCUUUGAUCAGCGGUACAGUUGUCUGCUUGAUCGGGAUCAAGUUGAUCGGAGAAUCUGCCAUCCCUUCGUUCGGCGGCGGCGCUUCCUGUCAGGGUACGACUCAGCUUUGCAUGGGUACUGAUCACCGGGCCUACGUCUGGGGUGAUGCUCACUAUCUCGGCCUCGGCUUCCUCGCAUUCAUGACCGUCGUGGUAACCGAGAUCUUUGGCAGCCCUGCCAUGCGCAACGCAUCCAUCGCCAUCGGCCUCUUGUUCCCCCUCGUCAUCGCAGGACCGCUCGGAUACAUGACAUCAGCACCCAUCGACGCCGCACGACCCAUCACGUUCCUCUGGGUAGAAACGUUCAAACUCCGGGUGUACGGCCCGGCCGUGUUGCCUCUGUUGGCGGUCUACGUUUCUCUCAUGAUGGAGUGUAUCGGCGAUGUCACGGCGACGUCCGAGGUCAGUCGUGUCGAAGUGGACGGGCUGGCGUACGAUCGACGCAUCAGCGGUGGUGUUUUGGUCGAUGGUCUCGCUGGCGUAUUUAGCGCUCUCUUUACGGUACCGCCUCUAUCGGUGUUUGCGCAGAACAACGGUGUGAUCGCCAUCACCAAGUGCGCAAACAUCCAAGCCGGUCGAUGGUGCAGCUUCUGGCUCAUCCUGUUCGGCAUCAUCGGUAAGCUGGCCGGUUGCGUACGGGCUAUCCCGCAACCAGUGCUUGGCGGUGUUCUGCUGGUGCUCUUCGGCUCCAUCGCUGUUUCCGGUGUCAAAGUGUUGCAGACCGUCACGUUCACCCGACGAAACAGGUUCAUCUUGGCACUCAGCUUUGGAUUCGGCUUUGGAACCCUGCUGGCAGAUGACCUGUUCAGCAACCUCUUCACGUACAGCGGAAGCAACAAGGCGUUAUUGGGCUUCUUGGACAGCAUCGUGAUCGUUAUUUCGACGCCGUUCUUAAUCAGCGCCAUCGUGGGCAUGAUCGCGAACGGGAUCCUGCCGAUGGACGAGGAAGACAGACAGCUGCAGAGGUUGCGGGAUGCGCCGAGACCGGUGGACCACUCUGCAUCGGAUGAAAAGCUGUCUGCCUAG
Pseudozyma hubeiensis SY62 is the source of this 1836-nucleotide messenger RNA. Its product is annotated as purine permease. Gene Ontology annotation, cellular component: fungal-type vacuole; membrane. Gene Ontology annotation, biological process: transmembrane transport; xanthine transport. Lineage: Eukaryota; Fungi; Basidiomycota; Ustilaginomycetes; Ustilaginales; Ustilaginaceae. Gene Ontology annotation, molecular function: xanthine transmembrane transporter activity. The coding region runs from base 1 to 1836 and encodes 611 amino acids. The record is from RefSeq and is a predicted model, not a curated record. The transcript has a single exon.